Messenger RNA from Rhinolophus ferrumequinum (greater horseshoe bat), 3551 nucleotides. RefSeq names its product F-box and leucine rich repeat protein 16 (gene FBXL16). Bases 287 to 1738 code for a protein of 483 amino acids. Lineage: Eukaryota; Metazoa; Chordata; Mammalia; Chiroptera; Rhinolophidae. Gene Ontology annotation, cellular component: SCF ubiquitin ligase complex. The transcript has 6 exons. The record is from RefSeq and is a predicted model, not a curated record. Gene Ontology annotation, molecular function: protein binding. Gene Ontology annotation, biological process: SCF-dependent proteasomal ubiquitin-dependent protein catabolic process.
GCAAAGCGGCCUUAUUUACCUGGGCACAGCCUCAGCCUCCCCGGUGGGAGGCUCGGGGUGGCCAAUCCUCUCCCACCGGGGAGCUCCUCUCGGGGCGCGGCCGAGGGGGCCGCCAGGCCCCAGCGCUGGGCGCGGGGCGCGGCCGGGCCCUGCUGGCCAGGCCAGCACCUCGGCCGCCUCCCCGCUUCGUCGGCGCCCAUGCCGGGCUCCCCAUGACGGGAGGACGCCCGGUGAACAGCGUGGCAUGAGCCAGGAGCCCGGGCUGAGGUAAGAGUGAGCGAGGAAGAUGUCCAGCCCUGGAGUCAACGGCGACCCCAAGCCCCCAUGCUUGCCUCGAAAUGGCCUGGUGAAGCUACCAGGCCAGCCCAACGGCCUGGGCACAGCCAGCAUCACCAAGGGCACGCCAGCUGCCAAGAACCGCCCCUGCCAGCCUCUGCCCCCACCCACCCUUCCACCACCCAGCCUGGCUACUCCAAUGCCUCGGGCUGCUCUGGCUGGGGGCCUGUGCCCCCCGGCAGGGCUCCCCCUUGGUGGACCAGCCUCAGCCCCGGUGCCCGGGCCCCCAGUAGAGCGGCCACCGCUGGCCACAGACGAAAAGAUCCUCAAUGGCCUUUUCUGGUACUUCUCAGCCUGCGAGAAGUGUGUGCUGGCCCAGGUGUGCAAGGCCUGGAGGCGUGUGCUCUACCAGCCCAAGUUCUGGGUGGGCCUCACACCUGUGCUGCACGCCAAGGAGCUCUACAAUGUGCUGCCUGGUGGUGAGAAGGAGUUCGUGAACCUGCAGGGCUUUGCUGCACGUGGCUUUGAGGGCUUCUGCCUGGUUGGUGUCUCUGACCUGGACAUCUGUGAGUUCAUUGACAACUAUGCCCUCUCCAAGAAGGGUGUCAAGGCCAUGAGCCUCAAGCGCUCCACCAUCACUGACGCCGGCUUGGAGGUAAUGCUGGAACAGAUGCAGGGUGUGGUGCGCCUUGAGUUGUCCGGCUGCAAUGACUUCACGGAGGCGGGGCUGUGGUCCAGCCUGAGCGCACGCAUCACCUCGCUGAGCGUGAGUGACUGCAUCAAUGUGGCAGACGAUGCCAUCGCGGCCAUCUCGCAGCUGCUGCCCAACCUGGCAGAGCUGAGCUUGCAGGCCUACCAUGUGACAGACACGGCGCUGGCCUACUUCACAGCGCGCCAGGGCCACAGCACACACACGCUGCGCCUGCUCUCCUGCUGGGAGAUCACCAACCACGGCGUGGUCAACGUGGUGCACAGCCUGCCCAACCUCACCGCGCUCAGCCUUUCUGGCUGCUCUAAAGUUACUGAUGAUGGCGUGGAGCUUGUGGCGGAGAACCUGCGCAAGCUCCGCAGCCUCGACCUCUCCUGGUGCCCACGCAUCACCGACAUGGCGCUGGAGUACGUGGCCUGCGACCUGCACCGCCUGGAGGAGCUAGUGCUGGACAGGUGUGUACGCAUCACCGACACUGGCCUCAGCUACUUGUCCACAAUGUCGUCCCUACGCAGCCUCUACCUGAGAUGGUGCUGCCAGGUGCAGGACUUCGGCCUGAAGCACCUCCUGGCUAUGAGGAGUUUGCGUCUCCUGUCUCUGGCAGGCUGUCCGCUGCUGACCACCACGGGCCUCUCGGGACUGGUGCAGCUGCAGGAGCUGGAGGAGCUGGAGUUGACCAACUGCCCCGGAGCCACCCCCGAGCUCUUCAAGUACUUCUCGCAGCACCUGCCCCGUUGCCUCGUCAUCGAGUAGCGCGGGGGAUCCUCGCCCCCGUCGUAGGAACCCGCCACGCUCUGGGCGGGGACACGGGGGCGCCGCUGAGCCCCCUCUCCCGGCCCUGCCCUCAGGGGAGCCCCCACACCCAGCGCGGGAGGCGGGACAAACCGAGGGACAGCCCCGCCCCGCGCCCCAUGGCCCCUCCGCUCCUCUCCUGGCCCCGCCUGGGCAGGGAGGGGCGUCGGGCGGGACCAGCCCUACGCACGCACGCACGCACACUCGGGGAUUUGUGCAUGCCCCUCGUGCCCGCCCUGCACGCCCGCCCUCCACCACGCCGCAGCCGCCUCCAUCUUUCGCCCGCCCGCUGGGGGGGGCCAGGCCCGGUCCUGGGGGCACUUUAAGCUCGCCAGAUGGCCGCCGCCCUUACCGACUUCCCCGCCGCACCCUGCUCUGUCUCCCGGCUGUUCCCCAAUCCCGGGCAGGGCCCUGGGGGAUUGAGGGGGGCUGGGUACCCCAGAAGACAGGGACCCAGAAGAGCCCCAUGGGCUGUCGGCGUCUUCCACCGACCGCAUCGCGCCUGCAGCCCUCCAAGGGUUGCGAAGGGAAACAGGCCGCCGCUAAAGCCAUGGCCCUCUGAGGAGCCCAAGUCCCACUCGCCCUUCCCCCACCCCAUGCCAGCCUGACCCAACCUCCCGUCUUCAUUGCCAGUGUGAAGCAGUCCCCUGCUCACCCCACCCCCACCCGCAGGCCUACAAGUCCUUGGGCCCUGGCCAAGCUGGGGCAGAAUUGGGUUGGGAGAUGGGCAGAGUGGAUGACAGUGACCUUGGCAUAAUCAACAUUAGCCCACCCACUCCAGUGCACCUCAACCCAGAGGUGGUACAGCUACCUUGUCAGACCCCAAGCUGGAGCGACACUCAGGGCCUGCAGGCCUUGGGAGCAGUCCUGGGUGGAACCUACACUGGAGGCCCUGUAGCCAAGCUGGGCCCAGGCCCCUCAGUGCUACACUUCACCCUGGGCAGGUUUCCAUCAGGUGGAAGCUGAAAAACUGGGCCCCAGCCAAGGCUCGGUCAGCAUCAGCAAGCAACUCUGAUCUUCCAGUGGCCAGCACAUCCUCAGCACCGAGGAGGGAGGGCACCUUUCUAGCUGCCCCCCACCCCUCCCCAGCUCCCCAAACCUCUGCUUGCCCAAGUGGGCUCUGACCGUGUUCUGUCCGAUCCCAAGACAUUCGGAAGUCCUAGGGGAUGCUGGCACAUCUUGGCAAUUGCUGAGGAGGGGGCUGGGACCCCUUUCCAUCCCAACCUUGAACCCCCGGAGAUAUAGCACCCACACCUAAUCUUGGGACACCCCCACCCCCAUCUGGUUGGAAAAGAGUAACCAGUUUCCAGAGAGCCAGAGAGUGAGAGAAUGAGAGAGAGAGGGGGAGAGAGAGAGAGAGAGCGCGCGCGAGAGAAAGAGAGAUGCUACUGAAGCAGAGAAACAGUUCAACAGCCCAAAGAUCUCUCUGCCCCUGGAGUGCUGGAAGGAGGCUUCCUGGGUUGAGGUGGUCAGGAGCCAGUUUCUUCAGCCCGUCCUCCCCACAGUUCCUUAGUGGGGAGGGGGCAGCUGUCCAUUUGUCCAAAGUAUUAAUGCAACUGAAGCUGUGAUAUUUCCAACGACUGUAGGAGGAAAAUUUAAGGGGAGAGAGGAAAACAAAACCAACCAACCCCUAAAAUCAUUUUCUUACUGUACAUAACGACCUCAUUCUCCUGUAUAUGCGGAAGAUAUAACCUUAUAUUUGGUAAGUGUUUCUUGUGCUAUUUUAUCACGUGACCUGUUUAUAAAAAUAUAUAUUAAAAAAGUUGUAAAAACA